Mercurialis annua (annual mercury) is the source of this 2135-nucleotide messenger RNA. RefSeq names its product rop guanine nucleotide exchange factor 1-like. The record is from RefSeq and is a predicted model, not a curated record. The coding region runs from base 213 to 1916 and encodes 567 amino acids. The transcript is spliced from 5 exons. Gene Ontology annotation, molecular function: guanyl-nucleotide exchange factor activity. NCBI's taxonomy places the organism in Eukaryota, Viridiplantae, Streptophyta, Magnoliopsida, Malpighiales, Euphorbiaceae.
AUAAAACUAAGAGUACACUAUGAGUUUGUGAUGAGCAUGCUUUUUCUUUUCUCUUUAUCUGCACUACUUUUCUUCACCACCAAUCAUCACCACCGCCACCGCUAGCCGGCGGUCACCACCACAGUCACUUCCGCCACUCUUUCUUGAUCCGGAUUAGAGUAUUUGAUGACGAUGUGUGUUUGAGAGAGAUUAUUCUUGGAUCUUAUUAUAUCAUGGGGAGUGUGUCGUCAGAGGAGGAUGAAGACAGAUGCCGAGGAAGUUACAGUUUAAGUGCUGACGUAAGCGAGUCCGAUAGCUGUAGUAGUUUCUCGUGUCGGCGGUUUGAUGUCGGCGCUUCUACUUCUAUCACUUCCUCUCCUCGUUUAGGUUCUAGUGUUGCCGCCGCCGGUUUUUGUUUUCAGUCGCCGAUUAUUCUUCCUAAAGAUGUUCUUCUUUGGAAUGUUAAGCCUGAGAAACGAGACACCGAUUUAUCAGAAGUGGAACUGAUGAAGGAGAGAUUUGCUAAGCUACUUCUAGGAGAAGACAUGUCGGGAGGUGGUAAAGGAGUUUGUACUGCACUCGCCAUCUCUAAUGCCAUCACUAAUCUUUCUGCAACUGUGUUUGGCGAGCUAUGGAGGUUAGAGCCAUUAGCUCCAGCGAAGAAAUCGAUGUGGCGAAGAGAAAUGGAGUGGUUGUUAUGUGUGAGUGAUUCCAUUGUUGAGCUUGUUCCUUCUAUUCAGAAUUUCCCUGGUGGGGGUACUUAUGAGAUCAUGGCAACUCGACCGCGUUCUGAUUUGUAUGUGAAUCUGCCGGCUUUGAAGAAGCUUGAUGCUAUGUUGAUUGGUAUGCUCGAUGGGUUUCACGAGACAGAGUUUUGGUAUGUUGAUAGAGGGAUAAUCGUAGCUGAUGAUGGUGACUGUGAUGUGUAUCCGUCGGGUAUUUCUGGUGGGAGGCCUUCAAUUAGGCAGGAAGAGAAGUGGUGGUUGCCGUGUCCGAAAAUUCCUUCGAAUGGGUUGUCUGAGGAUGCAAGGAAAAGAUUGCAGCAGUGUAGAGACUGUACUAACCAGAUACUGAAGGCUGCUAUGGCAAUUAAUAGUAGUGUGCUUGCUGAGAUGGAGAUUCCUACUGCAUACUUAGAGACUUUGCCGAAGAAUGGAAAAGCUUGCCUGGGAGCUAUAAUCUAUCGCUACAUAACAGCCGAGCAGUUCUCACCAGAAUGUCUUCUUGAUUGCCUAGAUCUCUCAACAGAGCAUCAUACACUGGAAAUAGCCAACAGAAUUGAGGCAUCAGUGCAUGUCUGGAAACAGAAAGAUCAGAGAAACCAAACAAAUCACACAAAAGUUAAGCAUUCAUGGGGCGGCAAGGUCAAAGGUCUAGUUGCUGAUUCUAAGAAAAAGAAUCAUUUUCUGGCCGACCGAGCUGAGACCCUCUUACAGAGCUUAAGGCUUCGUUUUCCUGGUCUUCCACAGACGGCACUGGAUAUGCACAAAAUUCAAUACAACAAGGAUGUUGGACAGUCGAUUCUUGAAAGCUAUUCAAGAGUAAUGGAGAGCUUGGCCUUCAACAUAAUGGCAAGGAUAGACGAUGUUAUUUACGCAAACGAUGCCAUGAAACAAAGUGUUGAAGCAGAAUCGGCUGCCGUAUUUAACAGGGGUGGUUUCGGUGGCAUUCCUAUCCAGAAGCGAAUGUCUCCCAGCCCUUUCUCCAUCCAACACAGCCCCUUUACCUCUCCAUUUGCGACCCCGACGUUCUGUUCGUCCACUCCGGUGGGUGGAAGCCCCGGAAGAGCACCAUCCUCUCUAAAAAAGAACAACAUGAAGGAAGCAUCUGAUCAGAAAUUUGAGAAACCAUGUGCAGCCGACUUUGAGAAGGUUUGGUCAUACACGGGCAACCUCAGCUCGAGGAGAGUAUCCGGAGAUGCUCCAGAGCGAGAUUGAUUUUGCGGAAUAUUCACCAUCUCAAGUGAAGACUGAAUUACAUAGAUUUGAUUAGGAGCCUAAGAAUUGGUAUCUAACCUUGUAUAUUCUUUAGCUAUAGAAAUAUCAUGUUUUAAAGUUUUGAUCAUAUACCUCUUAUGUCCCCAGUUGUAAUAGCUGAGAUAGAAUACUGUUUAUGCUAUUCAGGAAAUAUAUUAUGAUCUUCCUUUCUCAUGGUUA